AUGAGUGUUUCCCGACCCGCGCGAUGUAUCUUCAACGCGCCUCUCCCCAACCUGCGACCGCUGACGCGGCGUCAAAAUUUCCACUCCUCUGCUCCGCUCCCCGCACGACGUCGUCCCCGUUUUGCUAGCAUAAAACAUUCAGAGGUGGAUGCUGCUCCUGCGAAAGAGCUUUAUCCUGGGUAUAGUGAGAAGGAGAGAAGUUUAUUAGGGAAGCGAUAUACGCCGGAGCAAAUUGCGGCUAUUGAGGCAGCGGAGGAAGCGGUCGAUGUGGAAGAUUUGAAGAGUCAUGGUGUGAUACGGACGGAUUUGGGAGGGUUGAGGUAUAUGGAUGAUUUAAGUAUGACGCAGCCGGUGAUCGAUAAGAAGAUUAUGGAUUAUCGGAUUGAUCCGAGUUGGACGCUGGAUCAGGAUAAAAUCGGAGACGAAUUCGUGGCAUAUAUGGAUAAAGUGAUGGAAGAAAAUCCCGAGGAUGUCGAUCCUGAGGAUCCGGACUGGGAGAAGAAACAUAGGCCGAAUAGGUUGGAUUCGCUGAAGGCGCUGCAGAAGGAAAUGGGGGAUCCAAGUACUUUUGCCUUUGCACCGCAGGUACCUGGAGAUUUUACAAAGGAACCUGGUAAAGCUGUGGAGAUAGCGAGGGAGGUGGACGAAGGCGAUGAGGAGAAUCUUGAUCCUAGAGAUCCAGAUGGGAUUUAUACGAAACUGCGCCAUCAAACAGGACUUACCAUGAACGAAAUCUUGGACCUCGAUACUAAAAUCCUCGUCAGUCAUCGAGUUGUCAACCAAACCCGUUUGGGUAAAAUUGACAGUAUGUACGUAUUGGCAAUUGCAGGAAAUGGAAGGGGCAGAUUAGGAAUAGGAGAGGCCAAAGGACAGGAACCUGAAGACACGAAUAAUAAUGCGAAGAUUGCGGCGAUUAAGAAUAUGCAGCCGGUUCCGAGAUAUGAGGAACGAACAAUUUAUGGGGAUGUAGAGGGGAAGGUUAGUGCGGUUGAAGUUAAGCUUAUGGCGAGACCUCCAGGAUUUGGUCUGCGAUGCCAAAAACUUAUCUUUGAUAUGGCAAAGGCAGUAGGUAUUCACGAUCUCGCCGCCAAAGUACCACGUUCGAGAAACAAGAUGAACACUGUUAAAGCCACCUACCAAGCAUUAAUGAAACAACGAAUACCGGAUGAGAUCGCUAGGGGUAGAGGAAAGAAACUUGUGGAUGUGAGGAAGGUUUAUUACGGAGGAAGGGUGUAA
Messenger RNA from Sclerotinia sclerotiorum 1980 UF-70, 1236 nucleotides. RefSeq lists its product as hypothetical. Gene Ontology annotation, molecular function: RNA binding; structural constituent of ribosome. The record is from RefSeq and is a predicted model, not a curated record. Gene Ontology annotation, cellular component: ribosome. The coding region runs from base 1 to 1236 and encodes 411 amino acids. NCBI's taxonomy places the organism in Eukaryota, Fungi, Ascomycota, Leotiomycetes, Helotiales, Sclerotiniaceae. The transcript is spliced from 2 exons. Gene Ontology annotation, biological process: translation.